Messenger RNA from Leishmania braziliensis MHOM/BR/75/M2904, 504 nucleotides. RefSeq lists its product as hypothetical. Gene Ontology annotation, molecular function: protein disulfide isomerase activity. Bases 1 to 504 code for a protein of 167 amino acids. Gene Ontology annotation, biological process: protein folding. The record is from RefSeq and is a predicted model, not a curated record. Lineage: Eukaryota; Euglenozoa; Kinetoplastea; Trypanosomatida; Trypanosomatidae. The transcript has a single exon. Gene Ontology annotation, cellular component: endoplasmic reticulum.
AUGAGGUCGCCAGAGAAGCACACCUUUGCGCGAUUUGCACUGAUCUCCGUCGUCGCGUUCGCUGUUACCCUUCUCAUUGCCGUUCCGCUGUCCGAGGCGAAGCGCAGCGAUGAGGCUGAUGACCCAUCCCGCGCAAUGGGAGGCGUCGAGGACGUUAACUCGGAGAAUUACUACGAUAUUGUGGGCCACGACCAGUUUGUGCUGCUUGAGUUCUACGCGGUGUGGUGCGGCCACUGUCGCAAGUUCUCUCCCAUCUACGAGGAGUUCGGCAAAUACAUUCGUAUUCGCCCUGAGCUGCAGGGGAGAGUUGUGGUGGGGAAGGUCAACGCGCCGACGGAGCCGCGCAUCUGCCGACGGUACAGGAUCAGUGGCUACCCGACGGUCAUUCUGGUGCCACCCAACAGGCACGUCGGCGUUGAGUUCACCGACAAUCGGAACUUCAAUGGGCUUCUGGACUUUGUGGAGCGUGAGAUGGCGAAGAAGGAGUACGCCAUUAUCGAAUAA